This is a messenger RNA of Papilio machaon (common yellow swallowtail), 1241 nucleotides long. It is a transcript of the gene Rad23, whose product is annotated as UV excision repair protein RAD23 homolog A. Gene Ontology annotation, cellular component: nucleoplasm; cytosol. Gene Ontology annotation, biological process: nucleotide-excision repair; proteasome-mediated ubiquitin-dependent protein catabolic process. The transcript has a single exon. Gene Ontology annotation, molecular function: proteasome binding; damaged DNA binding; ubiquitin binding. The record is from RefSeq and is a predicted model, not a curated record. NCBI's taxonomy places the organism in Eukaryota, Metazoa, Arthropoda, Insecta, Lepidoptera, Papilionidae. Bases 119 to 1096 code for a protein of 325 amino acids.
AUUGAUGACAUUUAAAAAAAGGUGAUCUUGGCAAGGAGGUUAUGUUUACUGGUUAAUUUUGUCGAGUCAGAUCAAAUAUCUGCGGAUUCAUUUCAAGAGCAAUAACAGUAACAACAAUAUGUUGGUAACUUUAAAAACAUUACAACAACUAUCUUUUCAAAUAGAAAUAGAUCCUGAGGAAACUGUCAAAGCACUAAAACUUAAAAUUGAAGUUGAGAAAGGUAAAGACUAUGCAGCGGACUAUCAAAGACUUAUUUAUGCGGGAAAGAUUUUACUUGAUGACAAUAAGAUAAGUACGUAUAAUAUAGAUGAGAAGAAAUUCAUUGUCAUUAUGGUGACUAAACCGAAACCAAGUGAAACACAGGCAUCGUCGACUUCUGCUCCCGAGGCGGGAGAAUGUGCCGCCUCGACUGUAGUAGGAGAUAGUAAAGAGAAAAGUAGUACUGAGGAAACGCCACAGCCACCGACAGCCGCUGAGCCCGUUCGUAAUGCUGAGCCUGCUGCACCAGUUUCUGCCGAACUCGAUUUUGAAUCAACUGUCCAAAGCAUCAUGGAUAUGGGUUACAAUAGACAACAAGUAGAACAAGCGUUGCGAGCUUCUUUCAGUAAUCGGGAGCGAGCAGUGGAAUACUUAAUCACAGGUAUCCCAGAGGAAUUGCUACAAGAACAAGAGGCAGAAGAAAGUUCUGAAGAGGAUCCUUUAGCAUUUCUUCGAGAUCAACCACAAUUUCAACAAAUGCGUGCUGUUAUCCAACAAAAUCCUAAUUUGCUGAAUACAGUUCUCCAGCAAAUUGGGCAAACAAAUCCUGCUCUUCUGCAAGCUAUCAGUCAACACCAGCAAGCUUUUGUGAGGAUGCUAAAUGAGCCCGUAAACCCACCGGCUACUGGGGCAGCUGUAGAAGACAGUGGUCCGGAAAACCCUAUACCACAACAACCACCAAGUGUUGUCCAGGUGUCACCACAAGAUAGAGAGGCCAUUGAACGGUUAAAGGCACUAGGUUUCCCUGAACACAUGGUUAUUCAAGCAUAUUUUGCCUGUGAAAAAAAUGAAAAUCUUGCAGCAAACUUUCUGUUGUCACAAAACUUUGACGAUUGAUUUUUAUUUGAUGCACCUUUAUCGAUUCAGUGAGUAUGAGAUAUAAAAACAUUAACAAAAAACAGUGUAAUUACUGUUAUCAUCCAGCCUAACACUUGUUUGCUUUAAAUAUUUCAUGUGACUUUUCACAUAGAAUUACACAAUU